Molecule: messenger RNA, 1047 nt
Organism: Nerophis lumbriciformis (worm pipefish)
Lineage: Eukaryota; Metazoa; Chordata; Actinopteri; Syngnathiformes; Syngnathidae
Source: RefSeq, a predicted model, not a curated record
AUGUUGACUCUGCCAUUCGAGGACGCGCACACCAUGUGCGAGCCACGCUUCGGUGCCGGUUUCCCUCGCGGAGGCGCCCCGGAAGAUCGACCCUCACCUCACUCUCAUCACCACCAUCACCACCACCGCCUCCACGACGACGACGAUGACGACGACGACGAGGGGCCCUGCAGGUCCACCGGGGAUGACGCCGCCUCCUCGGACCGGGACUACGAGCAGGACGACGCCGGCGGCCUCCUCCACAAGAAGCGUGGCCCGCGGAAGAAGAAGGCCGCCAAGGAGCCGCACGAGCGCUCCAGGCUGCGGCGGCAGGAGGCCAACGCGCGGGAGAGGAGCCGCAUGCACGGCCUCAACGCAGCGCUGGAGAGCCUCCGUAAAGUGGUGCCGUGCUACUCCAAAACGCAAAAGCUGUCUAAAAUUGAAACCCUACGUCUAGCCAAGAACUACAUCUGGGCUUUAUCCGAGACGCUCAGCGCCGGGAAGAGACCCGACCUCCUGGCGUUUGUGCAGACCCUCUGCAAAGGAUUAUCGCAGCCGACCACCAACCUGGUGGCGGGGUGCCUGCAACUCAACGCCCGGAACUUCCUUACUGACCACAACGGGGAGGUGGUGUUCUCCGGGCGGCCUCCGUACGACCCCCUGUACUCGUCGUCCUCCGCCUACCCGGGCUCCGAGGUGAGCGCCUCGCUCGGACACGCCGGCUCCGGCCCGUCGGACCCGGCCAAGCCGUUCCGUCAUUACGGCUACUCCGCCGCCUACGAGCCGUCUUACGCUUCCCCGGAGGCCGCCAGCCCGCACUUUGAGAGCCAGCUGAGCCCGCCUGUCAACCUGAACGGCAUUUUCUCCUUCAAGCACGACGAGCCGCCGGACUACGGCAAGGGGGGACACCACUACGGGGUGCGUUACUGCGGCGGCCCCGGACGAGCGGGCCUGCCGCACGGCUCCGUCUACAGGGUGGCCCCGGAGGGCCGCUACCCGUACGACCUCCACGUCCGCGGCCAGUCCUUCCAAACCCAGGCGGAGCUCAACGCCUCAUACCACAAUUAA